AUGGGAGUUCUCCUGCGGAUCUGGCCGCCUCUGCUGCUGCUCCUCUGCGCCCCGCAGCACACCUGUGCCAGGGCUAUGAAUGACAUUGGGGAUUAUAUCGGGUCAAACAUAGAAAUAUCUUGGUUACCCAAUUUGGAUGACCUGAUGCAAGGUUACGCCCGCAAUUUCAGACCAGGCAUCGGAGGUCCUCCAGUUAAUGUCGCACUGGCCAUUGAGGUAGCCAGUAUUGACCACAUCUCGGAAGUCAACAUGGAAUACACCAUGACCGUUUUCCUGCACCAGAGCUGGCGAGAUGACCGGUUGUCGUACAACCACACCAACGAGACCCUGGGCUUGGACAGCCGCUUCGUGGACAAGCUCUGGCUUCCAGACACCUUCAUCGUCAACGCCAAGUCGGCUUGGUUUCAUGACGUCACUGUGGAGAACAAGCUCAUCCGCCUGCAGCCCGAUGGGGUGAUUUUGUAUAGCAUCAGAAUCACCUCGACAGUCGCCUGCGACAUGGACUUAACCAAGUACCCCAUGGAUGAGCAAGAGUGCAUGCUGGACCUAGAGAGCUAUGGUUACUCCUCGGAAGAUAUCGUGUACCGCUGGUCCGAAAACCAGGAUCAGAUCCACGGCCUGGAUAAGCUGCAGCUGGCUCAGUUCACGAUCACCAAUUAUCGAUUCGCUGCAGAAGUGAUGAACUUCAAAUCGGCUGGCCAGUUUCCCCGCCUGAGUCUCCACUUCCACCUACGGAGGAACAGAGGUGUUUAUAUCAUCCAGUCCUACGUGCCUUCCAUCCUCCUGGUCGCCAUGUCGUGGGUUUCCUUCUGGAUCAGCCAGUCGGCGGUGCCCGCCCGCGUCUCAUUAGGUAUAACCACAGUCCUCACCAUGACCACCCUGAUGGUUAGUGCUCGCUCUUCACUCCCAAGGGCUUCAGCCAUCAAGGCGCUGGAUGUGUAUUUCUGGAUCUGUUACGUGUUCGUCUUCGCUGCGCUGGUGGAGUACGCCUUUGCUCACUUCAACGCGGACUACAUGAAAAAGCAAAAGGACAAGCUGAAGACCAGCAGGCCGGCAGGAGAGGUCAACGUGAAGAAUGCCAUUGUCAUGUUUUCCCUCUCGGUAGCCGGCGUCAGCCAGGAGCUGGCCGUCUCAAAUAGGCCUCGCAGGGCCCCCAAAAACCUGCCCGGGGCACUGGGGUCAGGGGAGGUAGAAAUGGGACAGAACAAGCAGCAGCAGCAGGGGGCCAAGCCUGAGAAGCCCACUGGCCUGAAGUCUCUCUUCAAGCCCAUCGAUGCGGACACCAUCGAUAUCUAUGCCAGGGCGGUCUUCCCAGCAGCCUUUGCGGCAGUCAACGUCAUUUACUGGGUGGCUUAUACAAUGUGA
Varanus komodoensis (Komodo dragon) is the source of this 1365-nucleotide messenger RNA. RefSeq names its product gamma-aminobutyric acid type A receptor subunit delta (gene GABRD). Gene Ontology annotation, molecular function: GABA-A receptor activity; extracellular ligand-gated monoatomic ion channel activity; neurotransmitter receptor activity. Gene Ontology annotation, cellular component: membrane; GABA-A receptor complex; synapse. The transcript is spliced from 9 exons. The record is from RefSeq and is a predicted model, not a curated record. The coding region runs from base 1 to 1365 and encodes 454 amino acids. Lineage: Eukaryota; Metazoa; Chordata; Lepidosauria; Squamata; Varanidae. Gene Ontology annotation, biological process: chemical synaptic transmission; signal transduction; monoatomic ion transmembrane transport.